CCGCCCCUCCCCCUCAGUAGCGGCGGCGGCGCGAGGCGAGCGGGAGGAGGGAGCAUGGUGUUGCUCAAGGAGUUUCGGAUAGUCCUUCCAAUCUCGGUGGAUGAGUACCAGGUGGGGCAACUGUUUUCUGUAGCAGAGGCGAGUAAGAAUGAGACGGGCGGCGGCGAGGGAGUUGAAGUGUUACAAAAUGAACCGUACGAGAAAGAUGGCGAGAAAGGACAGUAUACGCACAAGAUCUACCAUCUACAGCGCAAGGUGCCGCGGUUUGUGCAGAUGUUGGCUCCUGAAGGAGCACUGAACGUACACGAGAAGGCCUGGAACGCAUAUCCAUACUGCAGAACUGUUAUCACGAACGAAUAUAUGAAGGAUGACUUUCUGCUCAAAAUUGAAACAUGGCACAAACCCGAUCUGGGCAACGCAGAAAACGUACACUGCCUGGAAUCCAACACGUGGAAAAAUGUUGAAGUCAUUCACAUAGACAUUGCAGACAGGGAGCAGAUCCAUAGUCGGGAUUACAAGCCAGAGGAAGACCCUGCUAUUGUCAAAUCCGUCAAGACAGGACGUGGUCCCCUGGACCCUAAUUGGAAGAAAAGCCUGCCGAGGAGGAGAGAUUGGCCUCACAUGUGCGCGUACAAGCUGGUGACCGUGAAGUUCAAGUGGUGGGGGCUUCAGAAUAAAGUGGAAAGCUUCAUCCAGAAGCAGGAGAGGCGACUGUUCACACUCUUCCACCGGCAGCUCUUCUGUUGGAUGGACCGGUGGAUUGAGCUGACCAUGGACGACAUCCGCCGAAUGGAGGAGCAAACCAAGAAGGAGCUGGACGAGAUGAUAUUGAAUGGCCCUGUGAGGGGACUGACGGCCACUGAUGACUAGCCCCGGACUCUUGUUUAUGCACUGUUAAGACCGCGUCGGAGGCUCUGACACUCCAGCCAGCGAGGGACGUCAUGCCUCGAAUAAACCCCCCCCUCUCCCCCUCCCCCCCCCCCCCCUCUUCAUUCACAGGAUGAUUUUUAACAAAUCUUCAGAUGUUUCUAGAAGAAAUUGAUUGUUGGGAGCAGAGAGAGGAAUUUAAAACAUGAGAAAGCACUAAAUUUUAUCCCAUGCAGAAUAUAUUGAGUGUUAGGGUUUGCUGUGCUGUACCUGUUAUUAUUGAUAUACUGUGUGUCUGAUGCAAACACUGACUGACUGUGGUUUAAAGGUGGUGACCAAUCUAAACUAUUCCAUCAAGUGGCCAUGAUAUGCUGUUCCGAUUCUUUCCCCGUCUCCAUUCAUGUGAAGUGAUCUAUUAACGUUGUUAAUUUAUUGAUGUCAUUAAUUUAUUUGGUUAUCUUAAGUGCAAUAAAAUGCUCCUGGGUUGUCCUCUCUGGAGCAUGCCUGCAUUCCAUAUUUUCCAAAAGCGCAGAUUAUAUCAGUUAGCGUUUUUUUGGUGGGGGGGGAGGGGGGGAAAUAUGGGAAGGAGGGGCAUGAAGAGGGGCCAUUGUAACUCCUUCGCCUCCCACCACCCUGCUCGGAGGGAGGGAAGGAUGGGAAUGUUGUUGGUCGAGGGUUGGGUUUGGUGAGAACUAUGGUCACUGGCUUUGACCUUUCCCCAGGCUCAGCCCCUGCUGCUGCUGAGGGGGUAGUUGGGCAUAUCAGAGGCAUUUGUCUUGUUUUGAGGACCUUUCCUUGUGCCGGGGAUACGAAUGUCUGUCCGCAUUACGUGAGGCCAGACCCACGGAGCUUACCUCAGGGCUGAGACUAACGUCCCUCCCUCCUUGUCCCCUGCACCGCCCUUGUUUACUUCAUUGAGUGCUUAAUUCAUACGGUCUGUCACAUUCUCUGCCUCUCCUAAUCAGUACCUUCCUCUGUCUAACUGUAACCAGGUUUGGUUUCUCAUUUCUUGAACAAAGCAUCACUUAUUUUUUUAAUUGUUUCACUCAUGCAAUAAAUAAAAAUAUCAAAUCGCACUAAA
Messenger RNA from Leucoraja erinaceus (little skate), 1948 nucleotides. RefSeq names its product phosphatidylinositol transfer protein, alpha b (gene pitpnab). Gene Ontology annotation, cellular component: cytoplasm. The transcript is spliced from 12 exons. The record is from RefSeq and is a predicted model, not a curated record. NCBI's taxonomy places the organism in Eukaryota, Metazoa, Chordata, Chondrichthyes, Rajiformes, Rajidae. The coding region runs from base 55 to 870 and encodes 271 amino acids. Gene Ontology annotation, molecular function: phosphatidylcholine intramembrane carrier activity; phosphatidylinositol binding; phosphatidylinositol transfer activity. Gene Ontology annotation, biological process: phospholipid transport.